Aspergillus affinis is the source of this 831-nucleotide messenger RNA. RefSeq lists its product as uncharacterized. The transcript has a single exon. NCBI's taxonomy places the organism in Eukaryota, Fungi, Ascomycota, Eurotiomycetes, Eurotiales, Aspergillaceae. Bases 1 to 831 code for a protein of 276 amino acids. The record is from RefSeq and is a predicted model, not a curated record.
AUGUGCAAAAGGAACUUGGCGGGUGACGGUCUCCCUGGAGACAAAACGCUCCCAAAAGCCCAUGGUGUCGCGUCUCUUCGGGAGGUAGAUGAAAAUGAAUCGGGCGGCUAUCCACCAACUACGGAGACACAAGACUAUAGUGAAGUGUAUGCAGCUGCUCCCGGCUUUCCUUCUCUUGACGCCUUGCCUCCUGCGAAUAGGUUCGAUAAGCAAGGGAGCAUAUUUUUCAGGGUCAUGGACUCAAUCUUGGUGAACUGUAUAAGACUCAAUGAUGCGCUUGGAGGGCACGGACGCCAAACGACAACCAAUAUCGAGAAGGUCCGGGGCUGUGUGGAUCAGCUCGCUCAGUUGGGGUACGCAGAAGCAAUUUACGCGAUUAAGCAAGAGCUUGCUCUGGUUGCGAGCAAGCACAUCCAAGUUCGGUACAAUGAAACCGUUUAUUGGGAGAUUAUUAAGAAGGGUGCGGUGCUUCUGGAUCCGGCAACGCUGCCAACCGCUAAGGGACCCGUUGAUGAAUUCACGAUGGCUGAAAAGGUCGCAACUGAAACGUUCAUGAAGGAAGCGGACUACGGUCUCAGUCUUGCAAACAAGCGACUCUGUCGCAUUCUCUGGAAGCGGUUGUUCGAGGUGCGGAAAGCUGGCGUAGAUCGACUUCUCCUAUAUCGUACAAAGGAAUUUGAUGACUUCUGCAGAGGCUAUAAAUCAGAGUGUGGAAACUCGCUGGUAAAAAAUGCUCAGUUCUGGGAGAAGUACAGCUUACACUUUGAACGGCUGGAAAAUCGACAGUACCACUUCACCCAGCUACCACCACUGGGAUCACAGGGUAUCUAA